This is a messenger RNA of Fusarium oxysporum Fo47, 1080 nucleotides long. RefSeq names its product formyltetrahydrofolate deformylase. The record is from RefSeq and is a predicted model, not a curated record. NCBI's taxonomy places the organism in Eukaryota, Fungi, Ascomycota, Sordariomycetes, Hypocreales, Nectriaceae. Gene Ontology annotation, molecular function: formyltetrahydrofolate deformylase activity. The transcript has a single exon. Gene Ontology annotation, biological process: 'de novo' IMP biosynthetic process. Bases 205 to 1056 code for a protein of 283 amino acids.
CAUAUUUCCCUCAAUUUACUUAAUACCAACUCAAUGCUUCCAUGGCCACAUCCCGACGCAUCUCCGAUAGUGGAGGGUUAGCCCGCAGUGGGGUUCUCGGAGUCAUACUCGGUCGACAUACGGAGGCUAACAAGAUACGUCGCAAUUCUUCUCACUUACACCAAAUUCUCCCCCAUCAAUUCAACGCCGUCCAUAGCCUUCAACAUGGCUAAUGAUCACAUCCUCACCCUGUCAUGCCCUGACAAGUCCGGCAUCGUCUAUGCCGUGACUGGCAUCUUUGCCGCCAACAAGCACAACAUUCUCGACCUCCAGCAGUUCUCCGAUCCCGUCUCCGAGCGCUUCUUCAUGCGUGUUCACUUUGGACCUACCGAGACCGAGUCCACCGAGCACCUCGUCGAGGCUUUCGAUAAGCUCGCUGCCGAGUACAAGAUGGACUACGAUAUCCGCCCCGUCGCCCGCAAGACCCGCGUUCUCAUCAUGGUCUCCAAGAUCGGCCACUGUCUGAACGACCUCCUCUUCCGCAUGAAGACCGGCCAGCUGCGCAUGGAAGUCCCCGUCAUCGUGUCGAACCACCCCGACUACGCCGCCCUCGCCGAGAGCUACGGAAUCGAGUUCCACCAUCUGCCCGUCACAAAAGACACCAAGGCGCAACAAGAAGGCCAGAUCCUCGAUCUCUGCAAGAAGCACGGCAUCGAGCUCAUUGUCCUCGCCCGCUACAUGCAGGUCUUGUCUCCGACGCUCUGCGAAGCCAUGUCCGGCCGCAUCAUCAACAUCCACCACAGUUUCCUGCCUUCAUUCAAGGGCGCCAAGCCUUACCACCAGGCCUACGAGCGCGGUGUCAAGAUUAUCGGAGCUACUGCUCACUUUGUCACUGCUGAUCUGGACGAGGGUCCUAUUAUCGAGCAGCGGGUUGCUCGUGUUGAUCACAGCAUGAACCCUAAGGAGCUGUCUGAGGAGGGAUCUAAUGUUGAGAGCCAAGUUCUUGCUGCUGCUGUGCGGUGGUAUGCUGAGAGGAGGUUGUUCCUCAACGGACACAAGACUGUAGUCUUUAAUUAAUAAAAGCUUGAUUUGACUGUACAA